Molecule: messenger RNA, 889 nt
Organism: Gastrolobium bilobum
Lineage: Eukaryota; Viridiplantae; Streptophyta; Magnoliopsida; Fabales; Fabaceae
Exons: 4
Coding region: 88-582 (164 amino acids)
Source: RefSeq, a predicted model, not a curated record
UCGGAUAAAGUUAAGCAGUUCAGUUUAGCUCACUGUCUAGAUAGAAAUUGGCUUUGUUGGUGCCUUUUGAGUUAUUCCCACAGAAAAAUGGUAUCCCUCUUGUCGAACUCAGCAAUGGUAAGGGGAAGAGAUGAAGUGUAUGUAGCAGCUAUGCCUCUAAGGGCCACAAAGGGACCACCCCAGUUGCUUAUGUCAGCUGCUUAUUCCCUCAAUUUCUGGGAUUUGCAGCAUUUCAUGGUCAUCAUCAAACCCUGCUCACCUUCUCUUCAUUCUCAGGUUCUGGUUUUUGAUUUUCAACCAAAAGAUCCUGAAGAUAUAUAUGUGGCACUAGGAGUUCUAUCUGGUAGAGCAGUGCCUGGAGCUAUUCUUGUGAGGAAGUUAAAAAAGUUGCCAAGAAGCAAAUGCUGGCUUGUUGGAUAUUCCAAAGCAGAUGCUGUGGAAAUAGCAAGUGAGUUCAAUGAAAAAUGGGAAACAAGUUUGAGGAUUGGUCUUAAUGAUUGUCGCGAUUAUACCAACGGUUUGGUCAGGCAACUCACUGGGGAAAAAGAUGUGCUGAAACGUUUGAGAAACAUUGGUAGAUAACUUGAUAAAUGAUCAUGCUAUUGAAUUACUUUGCCUUGUAUCUUGCUUUCAACAUUAUUGAGCAAUUGCAUCGCUUCACUUGUAUGGAAACUGACUGCACAUCGCCUAAUUCAUGAGGGCCCGAAGAAUCAUUCUCAUUCUGGGAAAAAACUUAUGCUAUUUAUUUUUCGCUUCUUUAAUGUUCUUCUCCUUGCUUGUAUAGCCUCUGAAAGCCUGUUCUGUUCUUGUAUUAUAUAUAUUAUGCAGUUAUAAAUGGUAAUAUAUAAGCAUUAAGAGAAGUUUGGGAUCUUUCUGUGUAAUCUAUUAA